AUGGCUGAAACAUUAACAAACAUUGCUGUUGAAGUGGGGGAGCCGCUUGUGACAACAGGAUGGAAAGGCCAGACGUUUGAAGUUAAUUUGCAGAAAAUCUGGCUUAGUUUAAGGGAUGAUAAAGUUUUAGGUAAUGUGUAUUGGAUCGCUGUUUCACAGGAGUUUAGCACUCACAAAUUGCAAAACGACAUUGCCAAAACCUUUGAUCUAGAUAUUUCAAAUGAAGAUGAUGAAAAGAAGAGGGCAGCCAAAUUGUCACUGGCAUUUAGGAGAAAGAAGAAAUUUGUACUCUUACUCGAUAAUUUAUGGAAUGGUAUUGCUACAGAGAAGAUUGGAAUUUCUCCUGAAAUGGAUGGAUUCAAGUUGAUCAUAACGAGUGCAACACUAGAGUACCUUGCUCCUGAGGUGCUGGAACUGGCUGGGAAUGCAGCAAGGGACAACAAGAAAACUAGAAUUGUUCCAAGACACAUUCAGUUGGCUGUAAGGAACGAUGAACAACUAAGCAAGCUUCUCGGAGAUGUGACCAUUGCUAAUGGAGGAGUGAUGCCAAACAUUCACAACCUUCUGCUUCCGAAGAAGACUGGUGGUUCAUCAAAGCCCUCAGUUGAUGAGGAUUAG
Molecule: messenger RNA, 618 nt
Organism: Fraxinus pennsylvanica
Lineage: Eukaryota; Viridiplantae; Streptophyta; Magnoliopsida; Lamiales; Oleaceae
Source: the annotation of a GenBank genome assembly